AUGGCCCUGCCACCAGCGGUCACGUCUGCACAAGAUGAACUGCGCGGACGGGCGUUGCAGGCUUUGAGGCUUGAUCUACAACUCAAUCUCGACCAUGCGCGACAAGCCCAGGACGAGCGAAGUGAUGGCACGUGGCAGCACCCUGGCGGCGAUGCGGGUGAGCGACGUGGACAAGAGCGAACUAUGAAGAGAUCGCCGCAUUCGGCUAUCAAGGUGCUCGCCGGCACACUGAUCUUCAGCCACGCCGAGAUGCUACGACCACAGUCCCAAGAGUGGCGACUUCAUUUGGGAGGCUGUCAUACCAUCGCCAGGGGUCUUGUCCAGAGCCCUUCUCAGCUUCAAGCAGAGUCCCCAGCGCUCCGCUUUCUAUCGAAGGAGCUGUCUGAUCUCGAAUCAUUGCUCGAACUCUCGCACUUCCGACCAAGGCCGAGCCGCGCCCCAGUGCCACCUUCGAGGGUCCAACCGCACAGACUUGGGACGUUCACCACAUUCACUGAGAUUCUCAGGGACAUCACCUCGCAGGAAAGGAUGCAGGGCCCGCUUGAUACGCGUGCAGGCGACUCGAUCUCCAUGACUGACCUGCGCGUUUGGAAGCAGCGGAUCGAUCAGGCGUUCGACCUUUCAAGAAGUGAGCUCAGCAAUCAGCACGCAGCAGACACUGUCGCCGGUCUCGCGUUCAAAUCUGUCAUUGACGCUCACCACGUCGCUGCUAUCAUAUACCUGCAUCAGGUCUAUUUCCAGUUCGUACAUCCAACCGAGAUGCUGGACGUACGUCUCUGCAGCGCAAUCACAAACGUCCAAGACGCAGGCUUAUACUACCACGAUCUCUUCUGGCCUCUCUUCGUUCUAGGAACUUUGUCUACCGGACAAGAUCAACAGCAAACGUGGGUUGAAAGGCUUUGGAGGCUAUGCGUCUCCACUACUAGCUUCUAUUGUAACGAGCCAGCAUUGGCGUUCCUCAAGGCGUAUUGGGCGCGGCCGUCGGAAGAAUAUCUUGUUAGCUGGAUUCAAUAUGCCCGCCUUCACUCCGACGUGCUUGACUCUUUCAUCAUCUUUUAG
Cyphellophora attinorum is the source of this 1059-nucleotide messenger RNA. RefSeq lists its product as uncharacterized. The record is from RefSeq and is a predicted model, not a curated record. NCBI's taxonomy places the organism in Eukaryota, Fungi, Ascomycota, Eurotiomycetes, Chaetothyriales, Cyphellophoraceae. The coding region runs from base 1 to 1059 and encodes 352 amino acids. The transcript has a single exon.